Patiria miniata (bat star) is the source of this 6002-nucleotide messenger RNA. RefSeq names its product dopamine receptor 2-like. NCBI's taxonomy places the organism in Eukaryota, Metazoa, Echinodermata, Asteroidea, Valvatida, Asterinidae. The transcript has 2 exons. Gene Ontology annotation, cellular component: membrane. The coding region runs from base 1973 to 3235 and encodes 420 amino acids. Gene Ontology annotation, molecular function: G protein-coupled receptor activity. Gene Ontology annotation, biological process: adenylate cyclase-activating adrenergic receptor signaling pathway. The record is from RefSeq and is a predicted model, not a curated record.
UGAUUCAUUCACUACGCUCACAUAGACGCCAUGGACAUCCCAGGAGCAGAGACGUGACAAUUCAGUCUGCUAUACCAAACAGCAAAUCGAUGCUGGUUUGUAUUAUUACGAGUUGCACAGCUCGGUACAGCGACUUAUCAAUAGAUGGGCUUCGGGCGUUCGGACCGACUACAUAAAACGACAACAUCGGUGGAUUUUGGAGGAUUAUUCGAGGAAACAGCGGGUAUGGUUCCACUGUCUUGGGGAUGUACGAACCGAGUGGAUGAAUAUUCGGAAGACGGAUAUCACACCAAAAUGUAAAGACUGAAUAUAUACGAAUGCCAAACAAGGGAAGGAUUCUCAUUUGAAAAGAAAACUUGACACGUAUAACGUUCACGUUAAACUUUUCUGCAAGGACGCGUCUGCAUCUCUCGUCAAACAUUCAUGGUAUACGAACAUAAUCAAUCUGCCCGUAUAAAAUGAUCCAUUAACAGUGUAUGGAUUGUUUGCAUCGAUGUCUCGCAUUUGAUAUUUCAUCAUGCGAUAACAAUGCACCUUCCAAUUUUACCACUGCGCACGAAUAAAGAUAUGUCUACCUGAUCACCGGUCUUCAAACCAUCGCAUCACCGCCUACAUGUGAUACGUGACUCACGAUUGUAUUGUAAAGUUUGCAAAAGAUGAAGACUGUAUGUCAUAUAGAGUUCUGUGGUAUAGCGUCCACUGUGUAUGGUUGAACUCCUCUGUAAUUACCCAUUGGGGAUCGAAGUGAGCAGGUAUACCUGCUGUGUAGGCCCAGGAGACUGGUGAUUCGACGGCACAACACAAAGACCUCAACACCUUACAGAAAGGGCAAGCUAGAGUCGAGGUGGCAGCCUAACAAUACUGAAUUCAUUUAGUCGGAGUGGUUUCUGCCCAGCAGUUUUCCAAACGGAGCCCUGUCAUCAGAGUGCAGUCAUUUCUAAGGAUUCUUUAGAGUACAUCUUUUAUCUAGAGCGGAUUGGAUUAAGGGUGGAAACCCCUCAAGAACGGAUGAGACUUUCUGGAGGUGAUUCACCUUAUAAGACGCCACCAGUACACAGUGGGACUGCUGGCCCAAACAGAUCGUAUUGAAUAUAUGUCUUCUGGUAAAUCGAAUUAUUGCCCUGGUUCAAAUAAAAAGAUAUAUAUCCAACGAAGGGUAGGCCUACAACAUUUGGUAAACGAGAUUCGACUUUUCGCACAUACGGAAAAAUAACUCUGGCCAUUUUGUGACAUAAUAACGCCACAAGAAGAUCGCAUAAGCCAGAGUGUGAAUCACAACGUAUCGCAACUGGAUUGGCUGAUUACGGUCACGUGACCUUGUUUAUGGAGCUCGACCAGUGUACAACAACAAUGCUUGAUGUUCAUCAAUUUAUUACAAACGGCGACUCAGUAUUAUUGGUAGUUGAGUUUUGUUUCUUAAUAAAACAUUGACAUCAAGUCAACUCACCAUAUACCUUCUACGUCCCCUUUCUACGAAAGUGCACAUCUACAAUUCCAAAGUGCUGAGAAACUAUACGGACUGCCUACGCAAUGCUAGUACUUGAGGCGUAAACUAGUGACGGUGACUGCGUAUACAUUGCAUAUUGUGCCAUAGACAUGUCAGCGAGGUCUGACACACGCGCCAGCUACGUUCAUUACACGCCCCGUCUACGACCAGUCAUCACAGGCGGUUUGGCUCAGGGAAAGAGUCGUCUCAGAUCGCUCAGCGAGUACGAACAAGUUUCCCGCGCUCGAUAACAAACUCCAGCCAUCUCCAGCCGUUAAGAGCAACAUGGAUUUACUUAUCUGGCGAUUUUGAGCCAAGGAUGCAAGGAGGAAUGAAUGAAAUGUGAGAUGAGCGGAUGAUAAAGGCGACUACUGAUACGAUGUUUCAUUGAUCGUGGAUAAAAUGCGCGGGGAAGCAAACUAAAUACGAGUUGAGUGAAACAGAGGUGUUUUAUCGAGAAACUGAGGUUGCAUCUGAAGCAGACAAAUGGCUGUGGAUGUUGCCAGUAUUGCCAGUAAGGUUGGUUAUGGCACCUUACCAAGCUUAACGUUGGAUGUGAAUAAGACGGACUUGCAAGUCAACGGUACAGACAGCCCGACCAGCCCAUCGCUUGGUACAGCCGAUGUAGUUGUGCUAGGCAUCGUGUUGUGUACCUGUAUGUUACUGAUUGUGUUCGGUAACAUAUUAGUGAUUCUUGCUGUUUAUCGCGACAGAUCGCUUCGUCGAAGUGUCACCAAUUAUUUCAUCGUCUCUCUAGCAUUUGCCGAUCUGCUAAUUGGUGGUCUCGUCGUGCCGAUAUCGAUAAUUGAUACCUUGAAUAACGGCUACUGGUUUUUAGGCCGGGCAAUAUGUGACCUAUGGCAUGCACUGGACAUAUUGGGAUGUACUGCCUCAAUCUUGAACCUGUGCGUGAUUUCACUGGAUCGGUUUUGGGCAGUAACACACCCACUGAGUUACCCACGACGAAUGACUAGAAAAGUUGCAUUGAUCUUCAUCGUGUUAGUAUGGUGCUGUUCUGCGUUUAUUUCUUUCCCUUGUAUCGCAUGGUGGCAUGCUAUGGAGGGACCCAUGCCGGAUAACGUGUGUAUUUUCCCAUCUGAUGCCUUCUAUCUUGUGUUAUCUUCAUGUGUGUCAUUCUACGUACCAUCCAUCAUUAUGCUAUUUAUGUAUUUCCGGAUAUAUCGAGCUGCUGCUGCCCAGAUGCGACACAUUCGAUCCGGAACCAAGCUGGUGUCUACGGGCAAGAAUAACCCGGAAUCCAAUGGCACCGUGUCGCUGCGGAUCCAUCGCGGGGGAGGAGCGUCAUACAACGGUUCAGGUAACAAGCGAUACUCGGUAGCUACCGAUUCACGGACUCACGCUAACCAGAUAAUGGGGAGGAGGCUGCUUUCUCGAAUGAACCGUGAACACAAAGCCGCCAAAACACUUGGCAUCGUGGUUGGUGUUUUCGUCGUGUGCUGGCUGCCGUUUUUUGUCGUGAAUGUUGCCAGUCCGUUAUGCCCAACAUGCAUCUCAUCGCCACACAUUGUCAUUCCCUUACUGACAUGGCUGGGAUACAUUAACAGUGCUUUGAACCCAGCCAUCUAUGCCUUCACCAACAAGAGUUUCAAGCGAGCUUACAAGAAGAUCCUCUGCCGAUGCGGACGACGCCAAAAGGGACACUUUUUAACUCGAGAUGGAACUACUUUUAUGAGCAUUGAUUCCACGUACAGUAUGGCAGAUAUGGGACCAGGGACGCCAUCCCCAUGACACUGUGUACAUAAUGCAAUAUCACUGGUAGCUAUGGCGCUUCAGUUUACGCUUUAAAACAUUCAAAUUAAAGAUGCGAUGGACCAAUGCAUUUCUUGGGCAAGACUUAAGCUGUGUAAUCAGUGGCGCUUAAAGUUGCAACUGACGAAUGUCAAAUCGGCAUCCAAACCGAGUCCCGCACUGCUCUAUGAUCCUGCGGCGAGAAUUCAUUUACACAAAAAAGGAAAACAGGUAUUCGAUGUCCUCACGAUUUGAGCUGCUAGCCUCGGUUUGGAUGCUAAUUUGAUAUUUAUUUAUUCAUGACGUAGGCGUUAUUUCUUCCCGUGAAUAAAGGUCGGUAUUUUCCUCAUCUUAUUUAGCAACAGUAAAUCCCUUGGAGGCCAAACUGAAGCAUUAAUUAAACAUUAAGAUUUGGGAUCAUGAACACAGAACAAUAACAGCUUCUAAACAAAUCUAUAAGGAAUUGUAUUCCAAUGUGCUGUUCAUUGUUUUUAUUCCUUUUUGUGAAUCCGUUUUUCUGAAAUGAAUUUGAAUCAGGGUGACUUUAUUCUUGUAAAUGCGCCAAUACCAAUGUCUGUAUUAGGAGGUUUGUUUAAAAUGUUUCUCGAUAUGACGACGAAUGACAUGCAUGAUGAAUUCAUAAAUGAUUUUACCGAAUGGUUACGUGUUUAUGCACAUUAUCAGGGGAAUGAGACUUCAGUGUUACAUUUCAAGUUUUCCUCUAUUUUUAGACACCAAUCAAAAGCUUGUAAAUCAUUGAGAAAGACAUCAGAGAGGGCAGGAAUAGAUAAAAGAGCAUUGAACAAUUGAAGUGUAAUAGAGAAAUCUAAAAAAAAAGACAUUGAUAGUGGAAUGAUGUGGAUUGAUUACAUAAGAUGAGAAGGAAGAAAUUAUGAGGGUGAGUUGAAAACUAAAACAUCAUGAAUGGUGCAUUUGUAAGGCUCCACCGCAGCAACCGACUUCAAAACUUUAAAAUGUCAGUUAUAUGAUAGCAAUCGACAUAACUUUAGCACCACGGAUGACGAAGAGAACAAAAUGAAAAAGGAAAAAACGAGGGACAGUGAAAAAAACCGGAUGCAAGAAUUUUAAGGGAACGAGUGUAUAGUGGAGGAUAGUGAAGGGAGAUUUGAUAACAGACAUGGCGUGAAGAUGAAAGCGGAGAGAUGUUUACUGUAAGAGGAGAGAGAAAUGGUGACAAGGAAAUAUUAAUAGUGUAAAAUUCAAAGUAGGAACACGUCAACGAGUUAAAGAGAGUAUACAAGAGUAUAUGGAAUUGUUAGAGAGACAGGAAUGGGACAGAACAAAGGGAGUGAAUGGAAAAUAAAUGUAUUUAGGAAAUGUGAUGAAGAGGUUAUCGAGAAAAUGAAACACUGAGGCGAUGGGAUAGAGUGAAAAAAACACAAGAAAAACCAAACAAUUUCUAGCAAAUUCUAGGAAGUAUUCAUCCACUUUCAUCCCACGCGCUGCCUGACUAUGGAACGCUUUCCUUGUAUCUUGUUUUUUUUUAAUUUUUAUCUGUCCCAUUUCAAGCUAUAACGUCGAUAACUAUCUUUCUACUUGAAUAUUUCUUAGAUUUCCUUAGGGCCUUGUGAUAGGCGACUGUCGUGUACAAAAUUCAUGUGUUUUGAGAGAAGGAAAAAAAUGAGUGACUUGUAAGAACAGGUGGAGGAUAAGGUUAAAAAGAAAAAAGGUGGGAAUGUGUGACAGGAUAGAGUGAGAAAUGGACGUGAAAUGAAUAUAGUCAUGCGUAUUGUGCAUAAUAGUGGCGGUAGAUCGCACAAAGGAGGGUCGAUACGAGCUGUUGUGUAAUGACGCAAGAAAUAUUCGGAAACAACCCUGUGCGUGGCUUGGAGCAGCUUGCCCGCUCUUUCUGGAAAUCUAUUACCAAAUUGAAUUAUACCUUUGUUAUUAUAAUAAUCCGAAUGAUCGAAUACAGGAAAACACGGGCCUUCUUCGUUUAGCAAAUCAUUAUGGUCCAUUGUGAAUGGCAUGUAGGGGUUUAUAUUGACGUCAGCUUACCGAGGACAGACACGGAUCGGAAGGAAUGCGCCAUACCUCAUCUUCCACAAUUCGCACAAAAGAAAAAUACACCCAAGGGGAAGCUGGAAUUCAGUUACACGUUCAAUCAAAAGUUGACUGCGUGAAUGUGUACAUUGCGAGAAUAAAAGGAUGCGGUGCGCUAGAUGGACAGCGUGUUUUGAAAACGAGAAAAUGAAGAGGCUCCAAUUUGAUAUCCAGCAGACCAUUUUCACUUCAGUCAAAGAUUAAAAUCAACACAUUUGGAGUUUGUAACCCAAAUUCAGGACUCGUCUUCUACUCGAGUUCUCGCUUGACUGUUGCCUGCGCAUAAACAGCAGUAACAAAUACAAAUCCGGUAUCUUAUCACCUAAGGUUUGGGCUACACUUGUCUAUAAAAGACAAAACUUGAUCUGCAACAUUUGAGGUUUCGAACUGACAGGUGUAUUUUCAUUACCUUUCUGUUGAAGAUUGCAGCAAUUAAGGUCCAUAUUCUGAAGACAUCUAAUUAAUGUAAACCGACCACGUCCAGAGAUUGUACCGAUGUUAACCGAUAAUAUUGAUGUAGGCCUAUUAGGGCCCAAUUUGAAGUUGGAAAGUGUUGUUAAGAUUAUUUUAAAACAAAAGUACUGAGGUUGAAUGUAAUCAUGCACUGUAUAAAUAUUUGUCUAGGAAAGACUGGGGAUGUUGAGUGAUGGAAGAAAGUUCUCAUUUGCUAUUAAAAUUGUAUAUAUGCCUCUCGAUAACAAGA